This is a messenger RNA of Neomonachus schauinslandi (Hawaiian monk seal), 2984 nucleotides long. RefSeq names its product vasoactive intestinal peptide receptor 2 (gene VIPR2). NCBI's taxonomy places the organism in Eukaryota, Metazoa, Chordata, Mammalia, Carnivora, Phocidae. Gene Ontology annotation, molecular function: vasoactive intestinal polypeptide receptor activity; peptide hormone binding; G protein-coupled peptide receptor activity. The transcript has 13 exons. Gene Ontology annotation, cellular component: plasma membrane. Gene Ontology annotation, biological process: adenylate cyclase-modulating G protein-coupled receptor signaling pathway; cell surface receptor signaling pathway. The coding region runs from base 1 to 1314 and encodes 437 amino acids. The record is from RefSeq and is a predicted model, not a curated record.
AUGAGGGCGCCCGCGCUGCUGACCUGCUGUGGCUGGCUGCUCGCCCCAGUGACCAGUGUUCACCCAGAAUGUCGAUUUCAUCUGGAAAUACAGGAGGAAGAGACAAAAUGUGCAGAGCUUCUAAGGACUCAAACAGAAAAAUACAAAGCCUGCACUGGUGUCUGGGACAACAUUACGUGUUGGCGCCCUGCGGACAUAGGCGAGACCGUCACGGUGCCCUGUCCUAAAGUGUUCAGCAAUUUCUACAACAAACCAGGAAACAUAAGCAAAAACUGUACAAGUGAUGGGUGGUCAGAGAUGUUUCCAGAUUUCGUAGACGCCUGCGGCUAUAAUGAUGCCGAGGACGAGAGCAAGAUUACGUUCUACAUUCUGGUGAAGGCCGUUUACACUCUGGGCUACAGUGUCUCUCUGAUUUCCCUUACAACCGGAAGCAUAAUUCUUUGCCUCUUCAGGAAGCUGCAUUGCACCCGGAACUACAUCCACCUGAACCUGUUCCUCUCCUUCAUCCUCCGAGCCAUUUCAGUGUUGGUCAAGGAUGAUGUGCUAUACUCCAGCUCGGGCACGCUGCACUGCCCCGACCAGCCAUCCUCCUGGGUUGGCUGCAAGCUGAGCCUCGUGUUCUUCCAGUAUUGCAUCAUGGCAAACUUCUACUGGCUCCUGGUGGAGGGGCUAUACCUCCACACCUUGCUGGUGGCCAUAUUCUCCCCCAGCCCACGCUUCGCAGCCUAUCUCCUGAUUGGAUGGGGCAUCCCCACCGUCUGCACAGGGGCGUGGACUGCAGCCCGGCUCUCCUUAGAAGACACAGGGUGUUGGGAUACCAACGACCACAGUGUUCCCUGGUGGGUUAUACGGACACCAAUUUUAAUAUCUAUCCUAGUCAAUUUUGUCCUUUUUAUUAGUAUCAUACGAAUUUUACUGCAGAAGUUGACGUCCCCAGAUGUCGGUGGCAAUGACCAGUCACAGUAUAAGAGGCUCGCCAAGUCCACGCUGCUGCUCAUCCCGCUGUUUGGAGUUCACUAUGUGGUGUUUGCCGUGUUUCCUAUUGGCAUCUCCUCCAAAUACCAGAUCCUGUUUGAAUUGUGCAUCGGAUCAUUUCAGGGCCUGGUGGUGGCGGUUCUGUACUGUUUUCUCAACAGUGAAGUGCAGAGUGAGCUGAAAAGGAAGUGGCGCAGUCUGUGCCGUAGCCGGCCCUGUGGCCGGGACUGCAGGCUCCACAGCUUGUCCGUCUGGAGGAACGGCUCGGAAAGCGCCCAGCAGUUCCACUGGGGCUCCCGCGCCCCGUCCUUCCUGCAGACAGAGACCUCGGUCAUCUAGUGCACGGCCACGUUGCAGACGGCCUCCCCAGAGCCCUUGGGAUGCGGGCAGCCACAGGCGGGCCUCCCCCAGCGGGAGACCCCUGGCGGGUGACUCAGCGGUGACACGCUAGAGCUGGUCUCUGCUCAUCCCAUCCGUGGAGCUGGGGUUACCUUCUAACUGACUGGGACUUUAGUCAGAUUCGUGUUAAACUCCAGCAUGUAGGUAAUUUUGCUCAUAAUGUUGUUUGGCCAAGUAGACGGGCCAUUUUCAAAGUGAAUAGGGAGACAGAAUGGUCCCUGAAAUGAGGUACAGUGGCCCAGAACUUGGGUCCAGCCACCGUGGAAGGAAAACAAGGGGAUUUUCUAAUCUCGGUGCCAGUUCGGGGCAGGGGGCAAAGGCCUGAGCUGGGGGCUGGACGCUCCCUCUGCAUGACCCCCAGCACGGCCUGCCCCUGCCUGGUCCUGAUUAGGCCAGCCCUCUCGUCUGCAGGACACGGACACAGAGCAGCAGAACCCGUCCCUGCUGGGUGCCCCUGCUUUCCCCCACCUGCCCCAGGGCCUCCUCUCCUGCUUGUCCACCAGGAAAAGUGAAGAGAAGGGUGUCACAUGAAAACGGCAGCGGGUGGUAUGUCACCCCGCGAGGGCGUCUGCGUUUAUGAGGGCUUCUCAACCAUUGAAGACUCCCCCUGAGACCACUGCAGGCCUCCUCCCCCAGGAGGGGUGAGAGGGUUGGGUGACCUCUGGCCAAGCUUGUAGGACCUGGUCAUCAGGGCAACAAAGACACCAGGCAUUUUAUCUGGGGGGAGCAGAAACCUAUUCUCCUUUCAAUGAAAAUAAUCUACAGUCAUUUCUGUUUAAAUGGAGAAUUAUUCUAACAAAAUAUAAAACUGUGUUGAGCGCUUCUGUCCAACAUUGGCAAGCAGCAGUCCUGGUUUCCAGUUCCCCUGAUGUUUGCAGAUUUGGGAGCUAGGUCUGAGUGGCUGAGCAGCUGCAGAGGGAGCAGGAAGCCAGCGAGGAGAGCGAGCCCACCCCCGUCCCGAGCCUGGCCCUGCAGCACCAGACAGACAGACGUUCUGCCCAAACCCCGUCCCGCUGCCUCAGCCACUGGACUCAGCGAUUCGACCCCUUUUAUGAUACUGAGGCCAUGACAUCUUCUUCCUGAGGCAUCCUAGAACCUGGCCAGAACGAGGGAGCAGGACCUGGCCGGCUGGGGCAGUCAGAGCAGCUCAGGACAACUCACAUUGGUGACAAAAGCCUGGACAAACGGGGACAGCAGAGCGACUGUGUCCAGAGGCCACCUGGAGCCGGGGCCCCCACCUCAGAUGAGCCACUGUAACCAGAUCCACAUGACCAACUGGAGAGCCAGACCCAGGUUUACGUGGGACCACAGGUUGUGCUCCGACUUUAGAGGUGCAUCUUCCUCCCUGGCGUGCGCCAGGGUCCAGCAGACAUGGACUGGUCUGUCUUGCUGGGAAAGGGAAGGGGGGCGGGAAAGUGAAUGUUUACUGAUAGCAGGAGCAGGUGCUGGAAGAGUCAACAUAUGUCGUCUUACAAUGCUGUAAAUGUGUGUGGAACGUCCACAGCUCACUGUGUGUAAGCACUUCAAUAAAACCUGAUUUCCUGUCCAGAGGCUGGUAGGUUCAUUCACUCUGGCCUGCACAUCCUGAGGUCCUAGGGUCUCAAACUGAG